GCGGGGCGCAGCCGUAGGCAAUGUCGCCGCGGACUUGGGGCUGCCCGCGGCCGCUCUGUCCCUGCGGAACUUUCGCCUCCUUUCCAGGCCCGGCGAGCUCUACUUCGGGGUGGACCCGGCCAGCGGCAGCUUGGUGGUCCGAGAGCCGGCGGACCGCGAGCGGCUGUGCGGGGCCAAGGUGGCCUGCGUCUUGACCUAUGACCUGGUGCUCGAGGACCCGCUGGAGCUGCACAAGAUGCGCGUUCACGUCUUGGACACCAAUGACAACUCCCCUCUCUUUCCUGCCGGCGACGCACAGUUGCACAUCCCGGAGUUCCUGACGCCCGGAGCCCGCUUCACCCUCCCGAACGCCCAGGAUGCCGACGAGGGGAGCAACGGGGCGCUAAGCUACAGCCUGAGCCCCAGCCCGCACUUUCGCCUGGACGUGGGGUCGCGGGCCGACGGCAGCGAAUACCCGGAGCUGGUGUUGGAGAAAGCGCUGGAUCGCGAGCAGCGCGACACCCACCUGCUGGUGCUCACGGCUCGGGACGGCGGGCUGCCAGCGCGCUCCGGGGACGCGCGAGUCACCAUCGUGGUGGUGGACACAAAUGACAACGCGCCUGUAUUUGAGCACUCUGUCUACCGCACCCAGGUCCCAGAGACUGCCCCCAACGGGACCGUGUUGUUCCGAGUUCAAGCCUCCGAUCCGGAUGAAGGCCCCAAUGGGGAAGUCCGAUACUCCUUAAGCAACAGCACGCGAGCAGAGCUGCGACACCGCUUUCACGUGCACCGUCAAAGUGGAGAGGUGCGGGUAGUUGCUUCGCUGGGUCCACCUGAAACGCUGCUGGAGGCCUACGUUGAGGCGAGGGACGAAGGCGCCUUUGGUUUAGCUAGCACCGCUAAACUGCUGGUGGAGGUGACCGAUGUGAAUGAUCAUGCCCCGGAGGUAAACUUCAUGUCUCUCUCCACCCCAGUACCCGAGGACGCUGCCCCUGGCACAGCAAUUGCUCUCUUUAAUGUCAAGGAUGAAGACCUUGGUUCUAAUGGUAAGGUCAUUUGUAGCAUAUCCAGUGGUGGCCCUUUUCAGCUGAAGGCUUCCUUUGACAACUACUACAGCCUGUUGAUUGAUGGGCCCCUGGACCGAGAGCAGAUCGGUGAAUACCAGGUCCUGAUCACCGCCUUAGAUGGUGGCUUGCCCCCACUCAGCACCCAGAAGACUCUCACUGUGUCAGUUGCUGAUGUGAACGACAAUACACCCAGCUUUCCUCAACCGCAACAGGAAAUUUUCGUUGCUGAAAAUAAUGGCCCUGGGGCCUCUCUAGGCAGUGUGUUUGCCCAGGACCCAGACCUGGGGAAGAAUGGCCUUGUCUGCUAUGAAUUGUUGGAUGUUGUCUCUGAAGGGCCACCAGCCUCUAGCUUGGUGGCAGUGGAGUCAUCCAGUGGGACUAUCACUGCCAAAACUUCCUUUGACUUUGAGCAGCUCAGAGGGUUUCGCUUCCAAGUAGAAGGCCGGGAUGGUGGCAUUCCUUCCAGAAGUGCAACAGUGACUGUUAACUUGUUUGUGGUCGAUAGGAAUGAUAAUGCUCCAGUCAUCUUGUUUCCCUUACCCAGAAAUGGUUCUGUCCCAGUGGAAAUUGUGCCCCGCUCUGCAAGAACUGGACACUUGGUCACAAAAGUGGUAGCAGAGGAUGCAGACAGUGGUUCCAAUGCCUGGCUUUCCUACCGUAUCUCUCAGGCUUCUGACUCUAGCCUUUUCAGAAUGUCUGCCAAUAUGGGAGAGCUCCGUACUGCUCGCUUAGUUCUUGCCACCGAUGCGGUUAAGCAGAAAGUGGUGAUUGUGGUUCAGGACCAUGGAGACCCACCACUUUCUUCCUCUGUCAUUCUGGGUGUGCUGUUGAGCAAUUCAGUCCCUCAGGUCCUUCCUGACUUUGAAGAUGUCUGGGAACCAGGAGGGCAGCUUUCUGCCCAGAACUUGUAUUUAGUAAUUGCCUUGGCCUGUAUUUCCUUUUUAUUUCUGGGUUGCUUACUUGUCUUUGUGUGUCUCAAGCUGAGCCAAAGCCCACGUUGUUGCUCUCAGAACUGCUGUCACUCUCCAGAGGAUCUGAGAUAUGGAAGGAAGAUGGCAUCAAAUCCUUGCACAUCAGCCACAAUAGAUGUCACUACAGUUGAGAGACUUUCUCAGACUUAUCUCUAUCGGGCCUCCCUGGGACUUGGUUCUGAUAAUAACAGUUUGCUGUUGCGUGGAGAGUACAAUGCUGCUGACUUGAGAAAUCUGGCCACUGGGGUAGGACUGAAUUUGCCAAUAUCCUGUAUUCAGAUUCGGAAUAGGAAAGGGGAUCAUGCAAGUAUCAAUGCCAUGGUAAGCAAAUUUUAUGGAAUUUGAUUCCUUUGACCAGGAGAUUCCUUUGAUGACUGUGUGUUCUAAAAUAUUUCUCAGAUGAGUCUUUCGCAACACUGAAUCAAUUGAAUUGAACACUCCUUCUCAGUAUCCCCUGUGCUAAGAAUUCUGGGAGUAUAAAAGUACUAAAGAUUGUCCUAGGCC
Molecule: messenger RNA, 2521 nt
Organism: Carlito syrichta (Philippine tarsier)
Lineage: Eukaryota; Metazoa; Chordata; Mammalia; Primates; Tarsiidae
Gene: PCDHAC1
Product: protocadherin alpha subfamily C, 1
Exons: 1
Coding region: 236-2362 (708 amino acids)
Biological process (GO): homophilic cell-cell adhesion
Cellular component (GO): plasma membrane
Molecular function (GO): calcium ion binding
Source: RefSeq, a predicted model, not a curated record